AUGCGUUCGACCAUUAUGAUUGCGGCCUUGCUGGCCGGGCUUUCUCAGGCUGCACCACAUCCACCCCAAAGCCACAGCGAAAAGGUGGAUCUCAACAAACUCGCGCAGCGUCGUGAAAUGCACUGGUUUGGUACCGCCGCCGAUAUUCCCAAUACGGCCGAGACCACCGAUGCUGCCUAUCUGAAGGUCUUGAGAAAGAACUUUGGCGAAGUUACUCCCGCAAACGCAAUGAAGUUCAUGUACACCGAACCAGAACAGAACGUGUUCAACUUCACGGCCGGCGAUGAGUUCCUAGAGAUAGCUGGACGUCACGGCGCACAAAUUCGCUGCCACAACCUUGUCUGGGCCAGCCAGUUGUCUGAUUUCGUGACUUCGAAAACGUGGACCAAGGAAGCUCUCACCUCGGUGAUGAAGAACCACAUCUACAAGACGGUCCAACACUUUGGCAAGCGCUGUUACUCAUGGGAUGUGGUCAACGAGGCCAUCAACGGCGACGGGUCUUUCUCCUCUAGCGUCUGGUACAACACCAUUGGCGAGGAUUACUUCUAUCUUGCGUUCAAGUUUGCCCAGGACGCGCUGGCCGAGAUUGGAGCCCACGAUGUGAAGCUGUACUACAAUGAUUACGGCAUUGAGAACCAGGGUGUCAAGUCAUCAACGGUUCUCCAGCUUGUCAAGAAUCUUCGAAGCCGGGGCAUUCGCAUUGAUGGUGUUGGUCUUGAAUCGCAUUUCAUCGUUGGCGAGACUCCCUCGUUGGCGGAUCAGGUCGCCACCAAGCGAGCCUAUAUCGAGGCUGGUCUGGAGGUUGCCAUCACCGAGCUUGACAUUCGAUUUGCGCAAGUACCCUACUAUACUCCCGCUGUGCAGAAACAGCAGGCUCAGGACUACUACACAAGCGUCGAAAGUUGCUUGAAUGUUGGCCCGCGCUGCAUCGGUGUUGUUGUAUGGGACUUUGACGAUGCAUACUCUUGGGUGCCGGGAACGUUUGCUGGCCAAGGUGGCGCGUGUUUGUUCAACAAUACUCUCGAGGCGAAGCCUGCGUUUUUCGCUGUAGCUGAAGCUCUUGAAGGGAAGCCUUGCACUGUCUGCUGA
Messenger RNA from Penicillium diatomitis, 1089 nucleotides. RefSeq names its product endo-1,4-beta-xylanase. NCBI's taxonomy places the organism in Eukaryota, Fungi, Ascomycota, Eurotiomycetes, Eurotiales, Aspergillaceae. Gene Ontology annotation, molecular function: hydrolase activity, hydrolyzing O-glycosyl compounds. The coding region runs from base 1 to 1089 and encodes 362 amino acids. Gene Ontology annotation, biological process: carbohydrate metabolic process. The record is from RefSeq and is a predicted model, not a curated record. The transcript is spliced from 2 exons.